AACUAAGCUGCCCAGUCGAGCAAAUGGUGCACUACCUUUAAAUAAUAAAUUACCGUAAAGCAUUAUCGCAUCUUUGUAUCAUUAAGAUCUGCGCUGUGUUGCACCGUACGUGAGAUUGUUCUCGGCCAAUGUUUUCGGAACGGCAUGAAGACUUGUCUGCGGAGCAGACAAGGCGGGGCGUGUCGAUUACAAGGUCGCUGAGCUCAGGGAGUCGACCCGCCAAGACGUCGCGGCCCUACAGUACUUGCUGAGGCUCCUGGCUUCAGUGUAGGUAAAGUUUCUUUACCAAUCAGCUGUUUCACAAACAUGCUGUAUCAGGGUAGGUUUCAACAUAUGGUAUCACAUGUUCAAUAUUUUUCUCAUUUCAUUUCAAGUAAAAUUUUCUUGAUUUUACAAUUUUAUAACUUCUGUUAGGCGAAGUUGCUUGUGGACACUUGAUUGCCGGAGUAUCUUCACUUCUCGCGACAAAGGGUUCAGAUCCUGAGUUUUACAGAUCCACAUUCUUCGCUACUCUUCGCAUUAUUCGAAGAAUACUAUUCAAGCGAUUACAACAGUUCUGCGAGUGAAUAGUGCUGUGACGAUGUAAUUUUCUUGUAGAGUGGCACACAGUGGCAAAGAGUGCAUACUUUUCUAAUCUGCAUUCUGGGGAGAAUGCAAUCCUAACGAUUCAUUCUUUUAAGUAUAUCUAGAGUCAUCCCAGAAAUGGUAAUAAGAUAGUGAAUUUUAAAAAAUCUUAGUGAUUUCUCCUUAAGUGAAAGUGCGCCGACCUUAGAUUAACCAGCAACAUCAAUAAAUCAAGAUAACACACAGCACAUCGGGCGAGUGACAGUCUCAGUCGGCCGCCGGCAGACGAAAAGCACGGCUGCCCGCGAUGUCUCUCCGUACUUCGACGCUGUUGGUCGCGGCCCUGGCCUUCCUUCAGCUGGGCAGCUGUGCGCGCAUCCUCGGCGUGUUCCCUGUCACGUCGGUGAGUCACCAGGUGGUGUACCUCGCCCUCAUGAGGGAGCUGGCGCGCCGGGGUCACCAGGUCACCGUCAUCACCACCGACCCCUUGAACGACCCGUCGCUCGGGAACUACUCCGAGAUAGACGUGUCCUUCAUGUACGAGGACUACCGCCGGAGGUUCAACUUCGCGGGCCGGAGGAUGGACGACAGGUCCCCCUACGACCUGGCGGAGUCUCUGCUGGUCUACGGGGCCCGCUGGUGCGAGAUGCUGCUGGAGCACGAGCCCGUCCAGAGGCUGAUCUCCCCGGAGAACACGAGGGCCCGCUUCGACCUGGUCUUCCUCGAGUGGCUCAACACCCCGGCCACGUACGGCUUCGCGCACAGGUUCUCCGCGCCCAUGAUCGGCGUCGCUUCCCUCCCGCCGUUCGCGUUCUGCCACGACUCGGUCGGCAACCCCACGAACCCGUCCUACAUCCCCGAGGCGUUCCUGCCCUACUCGGACAGGAUGACCUUCUUCCAGCGCCUGGACACGCUCGUGUACUCCUUGAGGACCCGCUGGUUCUUCUACGGCGCGGUGGUCCCCCGGCACCAGGCGAUAGCGGAGCGCCACUUCGGGCCGUCCAUGCCGAGCGUGCUCGACCUGCACUACAAUGUCAGCAUGCUGUUCGUGAACUUCGAGCCCAGCUUCCACCCGCCCAGGCCCGAGGUCCCGGCCGUCGUGCAUCUCUCGGGGCUGCACAUCAACCCCCCGAAGCCCCUGCCGCAGGAGCUGCAGCAGUUCCUCGACUCGGCGCCCGAAGGAGCCAUCUACUUCAGCCUGGGCAGCAACGUGCGGAGCGACCGACUGGACGCCGGGAAGCGCCAGAUGUUCCUGGACGCCUUCAGAGCGCUCGCGGGCUGCCGCGUGCUGUGGAAGUGGGAGGCGGACAGCCUGCCGGGUCGGCCGGCCAACGUGAUGGUGCGCAAGUGGCUGCCGCAGCAGGACGUGCUGCGCCAUCCCAACGUGAAGCUGUUCAUCAUGCAAGGAGGACUUCAGAGCUUGGAGGAGGCCGUACACUCAGGAGUUCCCCUCAUAGCUAUCCCCUUCUUCUCGGACCAGGACUACAACACCAAGAGGAUAGUGGAGAAGGGGAUAGGCUUGAAACUGGACAUCACCGAAGUCAGCAAAGAGAAGAUACUGCACGUUUUGACGACUGUCUUGGGGAACAGCAGUUUCCGCGAGAACGCGAGGCGCCUGUCCGCGGUGAUGGCGGACCAGCAGAUGGCGCCCCUGGAGCGCGCGGUCUGGUGGACGGAGUACGUGCUGCGGCACAGAGGCGCGGCCCACCUGCGCAGCGCUGCGGUCGGCAUGCCGUGGUACCAGUACCUGCUCCUUGACGUGGCGGGCUUCCUGCUCGCGUGCGCCCUGCUGGCCGCCCUGCUGCUGUGGAGGACAUGCGGCCGGGUGCUGCGCCGACCGUAGCCCUUCCACCUCCGACACCAUCCAAUACGCUCUGCAGGGUUAGCGCGACAAGUUGGUCGACUUGAGUCACCAUCAAAUAGUUUGCAUGUAGGAUGGGCUGUAAAGUGUGUUGGAUGUUGGGUGCGACCGGCUAAUCACAAUCGUGCCUAGUGAAAACGGAAAUUACAUCCGUUUCCGUCACAACGAAUUUUUUUUAAAAUGACUAAUGAAUAGGCGAUUAAAGAGUUUAUAAAAUAACUAAAAUAUUGUUAAUAUGAAUUUCUUUGGAGAAAUAAUUUUAUUUGUGAAAAAGAAAUAAUCUUUAUAUAACUUUGAAAGAUCACUGCACAUUUAUUGUGUUAUGUUAUGAAUAUUAUUUAUUUAACAUUUUUAAUGCAAAAAAAAUCAUAAUACUUACGUAUAGAUAUUCGGUCCAGCACUGUCACACAUAAGUUAAUUUUAAAAUGAGAUUAAAAUUGAAAGUUUGAGAUAUCUCAGGUCACAAAUAAACUUUGAUAGUAUGACAUGAUUUGAAACGUAUGUGAUGUUAUUUUUCCAAAUUUAUUUGAUGGAGAAAAAUGGAACCCAUUUUUCGUACAAUACUCUACCGUCAAAUAUAGUUGGAGACAAAUAUUGACAAGGUCACAGAGUCUUAAGGAAGAGUUCUGUGAUGCAAGCGAAACAAUUCUUCAUCGCAGGUUUUUCGUGCCCAAGAACACAAAAUAAUGUAUGUCCAUUAAAUAAUUUCCCAGUUAUAAAUUUCCCAUUGUAUCAAAUUUAAGGGUUGUAGAGUGAUUCUUCAAGGUCACAAUUAAAGAGUAACUCACUUUUAGAUGAGUGCAUGCGCGAGUACUGCAUUGUUGUUUUCUCGCUAGCAGCAUCACCUACGGAAACUGGCGACCCCUGAGCGUAAAUUGUUUUUUUUUCUUCUGUAAUUUACUAAGAGUGAAUCUGUGAUUUCAACCCUCCCCAAUGGAAUCUAUUUUUACGAGAGUGGUUGAACGUUAAAAUCCCUUACAGUUGGAUUGCUCGUAAUGGACGACACGAUAGAGCUUUUUUUCCGCUAGCUUCCACGAUUACCUGACAUAACUUUUUUCGAUAUUUUUCCUUUGGGAUUUUAUAAAAGAUAGUUUGUACGUUAUGCUGCUACAUAAUGAUAUUCCAGAGUUGUGACACAUAAUUGAAGAGUCUAUUGCUUCUAUUUCUCCGGACAUUUUAACCAAAGUGGGGGGAAAAUGGGAAUUUAGGUAGGAUGCGUGCCGUACAACUAAAGGUGCACAUAUUAAACAUUUAUAAGAAAAUUUAAGUUAGAAUACCUUUAAUUUGUUGUAUAAUUUGUUGUAAAUUCUGUAAAUUAAACUGUUAUAACAUACCAUAUAAA
This is a messenger RNA of Bacillus rossius redtenbacheri, 3767 nucleotides long. Its product is annotated as UDP-glycosyltransferase UGT5-like. The coding region runs from base 872 to 2407 and encodes 511 amino acids. NCBI's taxonomy places the organism in Eukaryota, Metazoa, Arthropoda, Insecta, Phasmatodea, Bacillidae. The transcript has 5 exons. Gene Ontology annotation, molecular function: UDP-glycosyltransferase activity. The record is from RefSeq and is a predicted model, not a curated record.